AUGGGCAUCGCUGUGCUUCCAUUACGAGACUCGAAGGAGACUCGGAAGCUCAAGAAGAACGUUACACGCCGUGACUCAGAACCCUCGGUGGGGAAGUAUCUGCCAUUUGGGUUCGCUAGGCCCUUGUCUUGGGUGAAAGGAAAGCGCAACGCGAAUGAAGGGGCCAGUGCAGAUGCAGCCGCAUGGGAGCAGCAACGUAUUCAGGAUCCGAACGACGCACAGAUUACGGCACACGCUAUUUCACGGGAUAGCACACCUCCACCUCACCACAUCACAUCCGCCACCGCUCAAUCAAAGAGUUCCUUUAGCCCCUAUCAACGCACCACUCCCACGCAAUCUGCCCCGAACAUCCACCUACAAGACCAUUCCCCCACUUCCCUUCAACCCUCACCACGUAACCCAUCCCCCGCCUUCUCCACAACCUCCAGCCUCAUCUUCCCCGGCCGAGAAAUAACCCCCGCCGCCUACUUCGCGCGCACAAACCGCCCCCGAAAGAACCUCCAGCCGCGCCAGCUCACCCCACCACCAGGCCUAGAACCAGAAAAAGAUCCCUACAUGUGGCUCGCCUGGGACCGCGGCCGUAAAAGGCAGCAAGACAAGACUGAUCGUAUCCUAGGGGGCAAAGACAGUAGCUUGCAUAGACAAGAUAGCGGGAAUGCGAGUUGGUAUGAUGGGUUUCAGAAGAUGAUGAAGGAGGAGGAAGCGAAGGCGACCAAGGAAGAGAAGAAAGCGAGGAAGAAAGAGGAGAAGGUGAGGAAGAGGGAGGAGAAGGAAGAGAGGAUACGUAAGGAGGGUAGGGAGAAGGAAGAGAGGAUACGGAAGGAGAAUGAGGUUAGGGAGGCGCUGAGGAAAAAGGGGGAUUUUGCUGGUGGGUACUUGCCGAGGUAUGUGUGA
Alternaria ventricosa is the source of this 894-nucleotide messenger RNA. RefSeq lists its product as uncharacterized. The transcript has 2 exons. The record is from RefSeq and is a predicted model, not a curated record. Bases 1 to 894 code for a protein of 297 amino acids. Lineage: Eukaryota; Fungi; Ascomycota; Dothideomycetes; Pleosporales; Pleosporaceae.